UUGCCAAAAGGAAAAUUGGCGUUCAGCCCGAACGAAAUUCGGUCCGAGCAUUCACGGGGGAAUAAAAUCUGCGAACGUGUAGGGUGAUACCGUUAACGCGGAUCGCCCCCCCCACCACAAGCGCCGCCAUGGGCGUCGUCGGCAAGCUCCUCGGCAAACUAAAUGCGUUCGAUCCCAAACGAGACGGCUUCGCCGGAGCCGUCACGGACGCGAGCGAACAGACCAAACUCGGCGCCUUCCUCUCCGUCGUGGUCCUCCCGAUGUGCGUCGCGGCUUACUCAGCCCUCUACUUCGUCCAGUUCUACUACGGCUUCGGGGAGAGUGCGCCGCCGCUGUACAAGGUGACCACGGCCGAGACGCUCCAGUACGGGAACCAGGUCAAGGAGCUCGCCUUGGAGUGCACCAACCCGAACGGAUGCUACUUCAGGCUCCCGCAGGGAGGGGCGACCAUGUGCCAGAGCGGAAAGAUAAAUCAAGCUGCCCCUGACACUGACUUUUGCGACACGUCGUCCACCCCCCCGGCGGGCCCCACCCCCCCGGCGGGCGGCAACAACCAGAAUCCGAAUCCGGGCCCCAACCCACCAGUGAACGGACGCAAGCUGCUCGCGGAUGAGUACCCUUGGCGCCAGGCUGCGCGGAGCCUCCUCGAGACUCCGCCGACGGAGGCAAAAUGCUCCGGCAAGGUUGACUGCGGCAAGGUCAUGGACGCGGACGACGGAGUCUGCGCGUUCGCGCUCUCCGACCCCACCGACGCCCUCACCGUCGCGUGGAGGGACGACAGCAUGGCUUCGAAUCAAAACCCUAAACCAAAGUGCCAAGGUCACUGCAACUUCGGCGUGUCGCUCGUGACUGAUUACCUCGACGAGGACAGCCAGAAGAUCAAGCAGAAGAAGAUCCGCGUGUACCGCGGCAUCACGCUCCUGUCCCUCGUCGAGCGCCACGACCCACAGAUGCAGUGGGACUCCUCGCACCCGGACAAGGCCACCAAAUCCGGCCGCACGGUCAUCUACGAGUGGGGAAUCACCCCGGUGGACAUCGUUGGCACGGUGGACUCCUCAAACCUCUGCUGGUCAGAUAUGAAGGACGCAUCUGACAUCAAAACUUCGAUCGUCAACAGCGAAGAAGUCGUCAACGCCAAGGGCGUCAAGUUCAAUCCGUUCCCGCUCUACACCAAGGUGACCACGUCGUAUCCCUCGCCGGUCAUGGCUUACCUCGCGGCGGUCGGUGGUAUCGCCGCCACCCUCGGCGGAAUGUUCGGCAUCGUCCACACCGUGCACCUCGAGUUGCUGAAGCGCAAGGACGCCAUCGAGGCUGGACUGAAGAGGAGCGCUCCCGCGGAGAACGCCGCGUGAUGAGCCAUCCGACCCAAAACUUCGCUUUCCCGCCUGUGCGUGCUCUAUGUUAUCGUGUCAUCCUGCCUGCCUGCUACCUUCGUACUCAUAGUGUUACUUCCAAUAAAAAUCUGAGAGAUGUGAUG
Messenger RNA from Micromonas commoda, 1477 nucleotides. RefSeq lists its product with no specific name. Bases 129 to 1352 code for a protein of 407 amino acids. The transcript has a single exon. NCBI's taxonomy places the organism in Eukaryota, Viridiplantae, Chlorophyta, Mamiellophyceae, Mamiellales, Mamiellaceae. The record is from RefSeq and is a predicted model, not a curated record.